Sycon ciliatum is the source of this 1541-nucleotide messenger RNA. RefSeq lists its product as uncharacterized. The transcript is spliced from 2 exons. Lineage: Eukaryota; Metazoa; Porifera; Calcarea; Leucosolenida; Sycettidae. The record is from RefSeq and is a predicted model, not a curated record. The coding region runs from base 170 to 808 and encodes 212 amino acids.
CUGUAGUCUUCUAAGAGAGGUUCAGGGCAACAACUUGAAUUAAAAAAACAGCGACUUGUUGACGCUCAUCCUGAUAUCAUUUUAUCCUUUUGAACAGAGUUGUUGUGUCUGCCUUGAGGCGGGUGGUUCUACUCCGAAUACUCCUCGUUAGCAAGACUGCAGAACCGACAUGCCUGGAUCAGGGCAAGCAAGUCCCGCUCACUCACCGGCCGUGGCCAGAGCAUUUCCCGACGGUGCGUGUUAUAGAUGGAGCAGCCGGGACCCGUUCGGCUCUUCGCCUCACUUCCUGCAGAUCUUCAACCCAGCCAUUAACAACAAGAUGUGUCUCAUGGCAUUAGACAACGGCCAGGGAGGCAAGACGCUACAUGCAGGAAUGGCUUUCGACAGUGGCAAAGCCUCCUUCAGUAUGUACGGGAAAGAUGUCACGGACCAAGUGACCACCGAGCAAGAGCAGCUGGUCUGUAUUCAGACGUAUUCACUUAUCACCGAACGCCAGUACUACCUCGGGAUCGAGUUCGUGGUCGACGAGUCUGGUCUGAUAGCGCAGACCUUCAUGCGACCCCUCGAAGGCCCGCCGGGCGCGACGACGUAUCGAGCCGCCCUUGCGAAGCCCGAGUUGAUGUGGAUCAAGCGCGAGAAUGACCACGAGGUGAAACUGGGCUCAAACGCCACGUUUACGCUGCAUCCGCGAUUCUCGACGGACGUAGUUCUGUGUGUCAGUCACGAUACGAAUCGACUGUGCCUUCUGCCCACUGACAAACAAGGAGAGGCGAUGACGGAGUUCUCAUGGGUACCAUUGAAAUGCUAGUUUUGUAAUCACACCAUCAGCUUGACGUGAAGGGACAACGUGUGUUGGCCGACUUUAUACAGAAUCUUGAUACCUUGAGCUUUGACUUGUUUAGCUGCAAAAUCAUUUUUUCUACUUUUGCAUCAUGACAUCAUCUACAUGGUUGGUGUGCUAGACCCAUAUCAAAUGUUACAUUCCAAUAAUUUAGUUUUAUACAUAAUUAUGUUCAACUCGUUUUAAUGCGUUCCAACAUGCAGUUGUAGCAGCAGGAUCCAUUCAAGCUCUCAACUUCACAAUGUACCCAUGUUCUUUCGUUGGUAGCUUGCCUUAAAAGGCAUAUGCAACUCAACAUCUCUUAGAACACCUAACUUUUGUCACUCCAUGUCGGUCGUCUGAACUACUCACCUCCAUCCCCGCAUGCGAUUGUUGCAGCCAACCGCUAUUUGAAGACCAACGACUGGUCGUGGGCACAUGACCAUCUCUGAUCAUCAGCAUCAUAUCUGCCUCACCCCAUGACUUCUAAAUUCCGCUCCACAUACUAUUCCCAAUAACGUCUGUUCUUCUUUUCUCUCCUUCUCCUCCUAGCACUGUCUGUCUUAUCAUUCCCCUCCUUCUAAUGUACUGUCUCUCCUCCUAACAUUUCGUAUCAUGUACCUGUCACUCCUUUCAUUUUUCUUCUUUUUUUGGUGCGUUUUAUGUCCCUAUGACGUCGAGACCUCAGGUCGGCUGAGGGCAAAAAGCCUCACCAUCACUA